CCAAUCAACGUGAACGUUUCUAGUAUCCCAACAUGGCGGAUCAUAAUGGUUGAUUCUUGUGUGGCAGCCGUGUCUAGAACGGUUAAACGGAAAGGGACCGGCCUAGAAACUCCUAAUUAUGGUUCUUCUUGUAAAGUCAAGCUAAAAAUACUAAGUGAAGAUGGUAAUGUCCUACAGAGUUGCGAGAAACAAGUUGUUAUUGGCGAAGGGGACAGUGAAGCAUCAGAUAGCUUGGACAAGUGCUUAGAAUGCAUGCAUGCUGAAGAAAUCUGUGUCAUACCAUAUAGAAGUGAAUCAUUUGACCAGGAAGUUUGUGUAGCCUCUGAGAGGGAUCUCAAAUGUGAGGUGGAACUCCUCUGCUUCUCUAAGGCCAAAGACUCCUGGGAAACUACUCCAGAGGAGAAGAUGUCCUUAGCUUUACACCAUAAAGCCAAAGGGACAGACUGUUUUAAGGUUGAAAAUCCAUUGAGGUUGAAUUUUAAUUGGCAUACAUGUAUAUACAUAUCCCCAGCAACACAUACAUGUAUUGCUACAUGUAUCUUUAUAUGUACGUUUGAAACAGAACCUUAAGAGUCCAUUCAACUAUUAAUUACAGUAAUGUGUUGAAUUUGGUGUAGAACCUGACCGUGCAACAAUUACCACACAUAGCUGACUAGAUUACAGUAUUGUUUACACCAUUAUGGACUGGUGCUUGCUGCUGGUGAACAAAAUAAGCAUUUUUUAUUGC
Messenger RNA from Orbicella faveolata, 727 nucleotides. RefSeq lists its product as uncharacterized. Lineage: Eukaryota; Metazoa; Cnidaria; Anthozoa; Scleractinia; Merulinidae. Gene Ontology annotation, molecular function: peptidyl-prolyl cis-trans isomerase activity; protein binding. The record is from RefSeq and is a predicted model, not a curated record.